GCAAUCGUCAUUUACAAUGUGAAGGUGAUUAUGAAUAGAAACGAAACGGAGGGAGAACUAGCGCCUGAUGUUCAACAAAAUGGCCUUAUUAUUCCCUUCAUUGUUUUAGCGAUUAUAUUACUCUUAUUACUUCCUAUAAAUGUUUCAGUUAUAUAUUGUAAAUUCUUCAGGCGGAAACAUACACAUUUUUCAAGAAGUACCUCAAGAAAUCUACCGAUGGAUGGUAUUUACCGGACGUCGAAUUCAUCGCACGGGUCGAAUGAGUCUACGGGCUUACUGGAACUUCAUGUUAUUGAACCUGCCCAGUCUUCACAAAAUCACGAUGGCCUAGAGUUUAAACACUCUCCUUUGAAGCGAAAGGAUCUUUCAGAUGGGACUGAAUUCGGAAUUUCCGCCAUGAAGUCUCAUGGUUCAAAGAUCGGGAAAGUGGACACAACGAAAGUUGAGGUUGUGAACAAUUAUUGGGGAUUUAAGCGUAAGCAACAACAUCAGAAUCAUGUUAAAGUUAAACCUAAACCCCGCAAUCGGGCGAAAUCGUUUCCACCGCCUAGAUGCAGUACCGUUAGGCGAAUGCCCCAGUCAAAUUUUCCGGUAUUUAAUCUAGCUGGAGAACACCUUACUGACUCAUUAUCCCCUGUAAGUGGUGUCCAAUAUUUUGAUGAAAUAGCGAGCUCAAUAGAUCAACGUGACACACCGCCUUUUGCAACUACACUUACUACGAUAGGGCAAGCGACUUCACCAUCUGGUCUGAUAGUUCCGAUGAACACACCCGUGAACAGUAAAUCAACAGCAUCAUCAACGCAGAGUGGCACUAAUACUCAAAUUACAGACAUAGACUUCGGGGCCAGUGCUGGAGUCGGUAAACAUAUGGUUGUAUCAUCAGACUCUAACAUGAAUGUUACCAUGCAUACAGAGACGGAUAGUUCGUUUGUCUGGGAUAGUUUUGAUCCUUCGUAUAAAAGCAGACGUGUCAGUUAUGCAAAUGGUGCAUUUGUGCCUGUACUCCGCCAGACGCAGUUCUGGGUGUGACCUUUGAAUGUGUGGAAAUUAUCAGACAACUUGUCACAAGACCAGCAAUGCUCAUAAAAAUUAUCUCUAAAUGCACAACAUAAAUCGUUCCGAUAUGCAUGUUAAACUGAACCUUAAAUUACGUCAUCAGUAUAUUUAUGCACAAUCAGUGGUGCAUUUCAAGUGUUAACCUGGGAAAAGGGUGCUGGCUAAGGAAAUUUAAGUGAUUUUAAGAAUUAAAAUUUUUGGCUCAGCAUA
This is a messenger RNA of Anneissia japonica, 1266 nucleotides long. RefSeq lists its product as uncharacterized. The transcript is spliced from 2 exons. The coding region runs from base 31 to 1029 and encodes 332 amino acids. The record is from RefSeq and is a predicted model, not a curated record. NCBI's taxonomy places the organism in Eukaryota, Metazoa, Echinodermata, Crinoidea, Comatulida, Comatulidae.